This is a messenger RNA of Pistacia vera, 2385 nucleotides long. Its product is annotated as zinc finger MYM-type protein 1-like. The record is from RefSeq and is a predicted model, not a curated record. Gene Ontology annotation, molecular function: protein dimerization activity. NCBI's taxonomy places the organism in Eukaryota, Viridiplantae, Streptophyta, Magnoliopsida, Sapindales, Anacardiaceae. Bases 1 to 2385 code for a protein of 794 amino acids. The transcript has a single exon.
AUGGAUAAAUUUCUCAAAAGAAAAUCAGCAAUAGAUCAAUCAUCCUCAUCAGUCCAAGAAAGUAAAACCAAUGAUAAAGAAAAUGAUCCAUUAAAAGAAAGUCAUGUAGAACUUGAAGCCAUCUUGAAAGAUCUUCCAUCUGAUCCAGCUCUACGACCUAAAAUCAAUCAUUAUCAUCCUAAUUAUAGGGAUGCAAUUAGAAGAUUUUACUUGCAAAAGAGUUGUUGCCAGCCUCGAAAUCAUGCAUUUCCACUGACAAAAUUUGGAAAAGGAUAUCGUCGAUUUAAUCCUGCUUGGUUUGAUGUGUAUGGCGAUUGGCUUGAGUAUAGUGUGACCAAAGAUGCUGCAUUCUGUUUGUAUUGUUAUCUUUUUAGACCUUCCAUUAUAAGCCAAGCUGGUAGUGACGCUUUCGUUAGUGAGGGAUUUUGUAAUUGGAAGAAACCAGAACGCUUUCAAAUUCAUGUUGGCCAGCCAAAUAGUGCUCAUAACCAAGCACGACAGAGUUGUGUGAAUUUAAUGAAUCAAAAGCAACAUAUUGAAGUGGCUCUAUCUAAGCAAUCAGAUCAAGUUAGGACUGAAUACCGAACUCGCUUGACUGCAUCCAUUGUUUGCAUUAGAUUUCUUUUGCGUCAAGGGUUGGCAUUUCGUGGUCAUGAUGAAACUGAAGACUCAAAGAACCAAGGUAACUUUCUCGGACUUCUUUAUUUUCUAGCUCAGCAUAAUGAACAUUUUAAGAGUGUUGUUUUGAAGAAUGCACCUGGGAAUCUUAAAUUGAUAGCACCAGUGAUUCAGAAAGAUAUUGUGAAUGCUGCAGCAAAUGAAACCACAAAAGCUAUCAUUAGUGAUCUUGGAGAUGACAUAUUUUCAGUUUUGAUUGAUGAGUCUCGUGAUGUGUCAAUUAAAGAACAAAUGGCUAUUGCUAUACGUUAUGUAGAUAAAAAGGGUCAUGUACUUGAGCGAUUUCUUGGCAUUGUACAUGUUAGUGACACAACUGCAGUAUCACUUAAGAUGGCUCUUGAGUCAUUAUUCUGUCAACAUGGAUUGAGUUUGUCAAGAUUACGUGGACAAGGUUAUGAUGGGGCAAGUAAUAUGCAAGGAGAAUUUAAUGGUCUGAAAAGUUUGAUUUUGAGGGAGAAUGAAUAUGCUUAUUAUGUUCACUGUUUUGCUCACCAACUUCAGUUGACACUUGUAGCUGUUGCAAAAAAUCACAUUUCUAUUGCUUCAUUUUUUAGCUUGGUUACUAAUCUGAUAAAUGUUGUUGGAGGUUCAUGCAAGCGUCGAGACAUGCUUCGGGAGAGCCAAAUUAAUAAACUUGUUCAAGCACUAGAAAUUGGUGAAGUUAGCAAGGGACGAGGUUUGAAUCAAGAGACAAGUCUAAAACGACCUAGUGAUACACGUUGGGGCUCGUAUUAUUACACAUUGAUCAACUUAAUCCUUUUGUUAUCUUCUGUGGGCGAUGUGCUUGAGGUUAUUGAAGAAGAUGGUUUAAAUCCUGAACAAAGGGGUGAAGCAUGUAAUCUAUUAGAUUUAAUCUAUUCCUUUGAUUUUGCAUUUAACUUACAUAUGAUGAAAAGUAUAUUGGCGAUUACUAAUGAGUUGUCACAAGCAUUGCAGAGAAAAGAUCAAGACAUUGUAAAUGCUAUGGCUCUAGUCAAAGUUUCCAAACAACAGUUACAAUUGUUGAGAGAUGAAGGAUGGGAAUCUUUGUUGAGUGAAGUUUCUUCAUUUUGCCAAAAGCAUGAUAUUGCCAUUUUGAAUAUGGAUGAUAUGUUUGCAAUUCGAGGGCGGCCACGACGGAGAGUUGAGCACAUGACAAAUUUGCAUCACUAUCGAGUUGAAUUGUUUUAUACUGUGAUAGAUAUGCAACUUCAAGAACUUAACACUCGUUUCACUGAGGUUAGUACUGAGCUGCUUCUUUGUAUGGCAUGUUUAGAUCCAAGUAAUUCAUUCUCUGCUUUUGACAAACAUAAGUUGAUUCGUUUUGCCCAGUUUUAUCCAUCUGAUUUUUCUGCAUUUGAGUUGAUGAUACUUGAGAACCAGGCUGAGACUUAUGUUAUUGACAUGCGUUCUUGUGAGGAAUUCUCUAAGUUACAAGGAAUUGGAGAUUUGGCUAAGAAUUUAGUUUGCUUUAAAAAAGACAUUUUGUAUCCAUUGGUGUAUAAGCUUGUGAAACUUGCAUUGGUUUUACUAGUUGCGACUGCGACCGUUGAAAGGGCUUUUUCUGCAAUAAAUAUUGUGAAAAGUCGGUUACGCAAUCAAAUGAGAGAUCAAUGGAUGAAUGAUUGUUUGGUCACCUAUAUUGAGAAAGAUGUAUUUGAUACAAUUGACGAUGAGAUGAUUAUCCAAAGUUUUCAGAAUAUGAAAACUCGUCCAGGACAAUUGUAA